GCAGCAUUUUAUCCACAGUGUCUCUUGUCAUGUCUCGUAAUGAUCAUAUCAGACUGCAGAGCUGACUUACCACCGACUGUGUUGGCUUCUCGAGAAGAGGAUGUUACUCUCCCUUGUGUCGAUGCAAACGUGACGGAUCCGAAGAGCUGCUACAGAGUCAGGUGGAUUAAGUAUUCCGCAGACGCUGGUCAGAAGAAAGUGGUCAUGGCCUGGUCUCAUAAAUCCCAGCAGGCCGAACGUGUGAAACUAAAAGUGGAUGGGGAAAAACAGAUGUCUCUCCUUCUCACAAAUGUACAAAAAUCUGAUGAGGGACUCUAUAGCUGUGAAAUGUGCCAAGGCUGGGACUGUGAGCUGGUCAGAAACAUUUCUUUAAGAGUAAAAGACUGCAAACUCCUGCCAGCUAUGAACGCAGCACCCAGCGCACCCAUCAAACUGGAUUUCCCAGUGGACGUAACAUCAAGGCCCCAGAAUAUCUCCUGGUUGUUGCUAAAGGGAGGUCAGCCUCUCCCCCUCCCCUCUGACCGGUUUCAAGUCAACCACACAUCACUGGUUAUCCAGCCUAUGAGAGCAAGUGACAGCGCGUGGUACAGAUGUGAUUACAUUUACAGACAAGCUAAACGCUGCUUUGACAUCAAAAUUAAUGUCCAAGGUGAAGGUGCUGUCGAGGUCACAAUGUUUCCAGUCGCUCAGCAAGUGCUGACAAACACUGAGCCUCCCUUAGAAAACGGGCCGGAGGAGAGCAAGGGAACACUUAUUGCAGUUGUCACUUCAGUUGUUAUUGGGAUUGUCGUCGCUGCUGCAGUGAUAGGAGUCUUAAUUUACUCCUGCCGUAACACCCAGAGAGUCCCUCAGCGAACCCAGAGGUCACCAGCAGCAGGGACACUUCCUCAGUGUGAUGUUUAUGAGACUAUAUCACUCUCAGAUGAUCCCUCAAACUCACGAUUCAACAGUAUCUACCAAGUCGGGGAUGAAACCAUCUGCACGUUUCACUAUUAAAAGCUGCUUGUUGUCUAAUCUGGAUUGCUCGUGGACAUAGAUGGUGCAUCUAAACAUCUGUGACAUCAACUAAACAAGAAGUUUUCAAAAUAUGAGACAGUUUAUUUUAGAAAUACAGUAUUUUGGAGUUCGGAUUUAGCUGUUUUUCCUCUUUCCCAGAUACAGAAACAAAUAAAUACUUUCGGUUGGACCUAUUUAUGUUGUUAGUGCAGUUUGAAAUGUCACAAG
Molecule: messenger RNA, 1224 nt
Organism: Paralichthys olivaceus (Japanese flounder)
Lineage: Eukaryota; Metazoa; Chordata; Actinopteri; Pleuronectiformes; Paralichthyidae
Biological process (GO): heterophilic cell-cell adhesion; homophilic cell-cell adhesion
Cellular component (GO): adherens junction
Source: RefSeq, a predicted model, not a curated record